AUGUCCGAACCUCUCUUCCAUCCAAGCUUCCUGUCGCUUGCCCUCCUGCUGGCGCCGUCGAUGGGUCUAUCCAACCAAAUCCAGCUGUCGCUACCGCUGCAACCGCAGCAGGUCCACGGCAACUCGCAACCGGGCCCCGCCGCCCACCCUCAGGGCCAUUCUCAGCCGCAUGGCCAAACCCACUCCCAGGGGCCCCAGGGCCAGCAGUUUGCCCAGCAACUGACACAGGCCUACCCUCAAACCAACCAGCACCAGCUGCCGCUGUUCUUGGUGCUCACCAACUGCCCUCCCGACCUCACCCCGCGUGAAGCCACCAUCAUCUUCUCCCUCGUCAUCGACGACAUCUUGAGCAUUGAAAUAUCCGACUACAAGGUCAUUGCCGCGUUCAAACUGCCACUGACAUGCAUCACCACCGCCAAGCUUCUUGACGGCAAGUGCAUUUUCGGCCAGGAGUACGCCCCCGUCAAGAUCGAGUUGGACCAGAGCCAGGGGCUCAGUAAUCAAUUCCUGAACAUGAGAUUACUGUCACAGUUGCCGCUGUUACUGCUGCCACCGCUUAUGACCCCAUCACUGGGCACCGGCCUCGCAAAGUUGUCUCAGUCGCGCCUGCGCUUUGUGUUCAGUGACCCCUUCGCCCCCGCGAACGGCGCUCAGCCCGUUCAGCCGAACGGCCAGGCUCCCCCUCAUAUCGACUUAACCGAAUUGCUGCAAAACCUGCUUAUGCUGGCACUGGCAAACCCCACUACUCCCGCUGACCCUUGGGGGCCCCAGCUGCUGUUGCUGCUCAAUAGCGCUCCCCGCACCCCCAGUGUCAACGCCCCGUUCGACUGGCUGUCACAAAACGGCCAGACGAACGGCCAAGUGCCUCCGCCCGAUCGACGCCGCACGUCGCUGGCGUUCUUCACCAACACUCAGCAAUUUGCUCAGGCUCCCGUGGCCCUGCAAGCGUCGCUUUCCUCUCUGCAUACUUCGCAUCCUUCCUCGCAACCGGCGCUGGCGCCCCUGGUGCCACUGACGCUGCUGGACCAGCAGACGUCGCUGCCUCACACCCUGCCCGUGGGUCCCACCCCUCAGCUGCUGAAGCCCUCGUCGUCCGCGCCCUCCAACCAGUCAUCGCUGCAACUGCAACCGCAACCGCUGCUGAAGGAUGUGCCUGACUUAUCGCUCUUAGCCCGGGUCCCACCCCCGGCUAACCCGGCUGAUCAGAACCCUCCUUGCAAUACUCUUUACGUCGGUAACUUGCCCCCUGAUGCCACCGAGGCUGAAUUGCGUACGCUAUUCAUGCCGCAGAAGGGGUACAGAAGGCUUUCGUUCCGCACGAAGAACUCGCUGCUGAAUAAUGGCCUGGGCGGCCUGUCGCAUAAUCACGGGCCCAUGUGUUUUGUUGAAUUUGAGGAUGUGGCCCACGCUACUCGUGCUUUAGCCGAGUUGUACGGAAGGGCCCUUCCUCGUCCCAAUGGUGGCAACGGUAAGGGCGGUAUCCGUCUUUCGUUCUCCAAGAACCCGUUGGGGGUACGCGGUCCGGGCAACCCCCGGCGCUCGCUGACUCAACAGCUUCUGGGACAACAACAAUCGCUGCAGCAACAACAGCAAUCGCAGCAACCUCAACAGCCCCAACCACUGCAGCAGCAGCAGGCGCAAGCGGCAGCGCCGCCGGCUGGUGGAGUUGGCAACUACGGCUACUCCAACUACCACGUCAAGUAA
Messenger RNA from Diutina rugosa, 1704 nucleotides. It is a transcript of the gene WHI3, whose product is annotated as mRNA-binding protein. The transcript has a single exon. NCBI's taxonomy places the organism in Eukaryota, Fungi, Ascomycota, Pichiomycetes, Serinales, Debaryomycetaceae. Gene Ontology annotation, molecular function: mRNA binding. The coding region runs from base 1 to 1704 and encodes 567 amino acids. The record is from RefSeq and is a predicted model, not a curated record.